GCAAGAGAGAGGAACUGGGGUGAGCAAGCGUUGUGGCUUUGUCUGUUUCCUGUUUCAGCAAGGCUGCUGUGCAGAAAGAAAGACAGUACGAAGAAGGAAAAUGCUAAGGGGGCCCAGGGCCAUGGACUGACAGCUUGCACUUGACCCAGCUGCUGCCUUGCCCCAUCUGAGACCACAGCCAAGAUCUGCCCAGCAGCUGGAAUGCUUUCCUGAGCUGCUUGGUUUGGAGCCUGGGACCCAAGACCCAGGCAGCUAUUCCAGGAACUGGAAGCCAAGCACAACAGGUGCUCAGGAGGUCAUCAUGAUCAGCCUGGACCCCAGGCCUUCCCCUGGCUUGGCCCGGUGGGCCGAGAGCUAUGAGGCCAAGUGUGAGCGCCGGCAAGAGACCCGUGAAAGCCGCCGUUGCCGCCCCAAUGUGACCACUUGCCGCCAGGUGGGGAAGGCGCUGAGGACCCAGCAGAGAGAGCAGCUCCAGAGAGCACGACAACAGGAGUUCUUCAGGAGGAGGAACCUGCAGGUGGAGGAGAAAGGCAAGACACAGAGCCCCAGGGCCAAGGAGCACGGUCCCUCGAGGAGGCCAGGCCAGCCAACUGACCUCAAGGAGCCCUUGUCUUGGGCCAGCAGGAUCUCCUCCUCCCCCCAGAAGCAGGUGUCAGGAACCAGCUCUGAGGCCUUUCCAACCCAGCGUCACCCUUCCUCAAGCACCCAGAGGGAUCUGGCUCACCUCUCCUCCCAGGCUGGGGGCCUUUCACCACAGGACUCUCCCAUCAAGAAGCCACCCACACACCACCGUGGCACUCAGACAAAGGCAGAAGAAGCCCAGCCAACAAUUAAGAAUGAUGCCAGUCAGCAAACCAAUUAUGGAGUUGCAGUUCUAGAUAAGGAAAUCAUCCAGCUUUCUGAGUACCUCAAAGAGGCCCUCCAAAGGGAACUGGUUCUAAAACAGAAAAUGGUGAUUCUCCAAGACCUACUGUCCACCCUGAUAAGGGCCUCUGACAGCUCUUGGAAGGGCCAGCUUAAUGAAGACAAAUUGAAGUGCAAACUGAGAUCUUUAGAAAACCAGCUGUACACCUGUACCCAGAAAUACUCCCCUUGGGGAAUGAAAAAGGUGUUACUGGAGAUGGAAGACCAGAAAAACAGCUACGAGCAGAAAGCCAAGGAGUCGCUGCAGAAAGUGCUGGAGGAGAAAAUGAGCGCAGAGCAGCAACUGCAGAGCGCGCAGCGGUCCCUGGCUCUGGCUGAGCAGAAGUGUGAAGAGUGGAGGAGCCAGUACGAAGCUCUGAAGGAAGACUGGAAGAGCCUGGGGACCCAGCACAGAGAGCUGGAGAGCCAACUCCAUGUGCUUCAGUCCAAACUGCAGGGAGCAGACAGUAGAGACUUACAGAUGAACCAGGCUCUGAGACUUCUGGAGAAUGAGCACCAGGAACUGCAGGCCAAGAUUGAACACCUGCAGGGGGACAGAGACCUGUACAGCUCGGAUACGCAGCACCUACAAGAUCAACUGAAGAGGUCAGAGGAGGAGAAACUCGCCCUGGCGGCCAAAGUACAGCAGCUGCAGAGUCUGCUUCAGAAUCAAUCCUUACAGCUUCAAGAACAGGAGAAACUCUUAACAAAGAAAGUGAUAGGGCCCUUCCUCAGAGGCGUGGACCGCACUAUCACUGAGAAUCUGGCUGCUUUUUUAGAUCAGGCUUUGCCUGUGUGGAGUCCAAAGCCCUCCCAUAAGGAAGUGGAACCUGAGGGUACAGGGAAGGAGAAAGAACGGGAUUUCAGAGACCAGCUGCAAAAGAAGACUUUGCAGCUCCAGGCCAAGGAAAAGGAGUGCAGAGAACUGCAUUUGGAGUUAGACAACCUCAGUGACGAGUAUCUCUCCUGCCUGCGUAAGCUGCAGCACUGUCGAGAAGAGCUGAACCAGAGCCCACGGCCGCUUCCCAGAAGGCAAUGUGGCCAAUGGCUCUCGAUGCUGAUGGUAAUGAUUGCUAUAGCACUGGCAGUGUUCCUGGCCAACAAGGACAGCCUGAUGAUCUGAAUCACUUCGGACAGCUGCCUGGGUGAAAAUCUGAAGCAAGAAACUCAAAAAACUCAGAAUGUUUACAUACUUUAGAGUGUGGGUUUUCCCACAGAGAUUUCUGACUUUAUUAUUUUUUUUAACCUACUGUAAAAUAAACUUCACCUAACAAGUCUCUGUUCCUCUGAACUCUUAGUUU
Panthera uncia (snow leopard) is the source of this 2204-nucleotide messenger RNA. It is a transcript of the gene TRAF3IP3, whose product is annotated as TRAF3 interacting protein 3. Bases 302 to 2026 code for a protein of 574 amino acids. Lineage: Eukaryota; Metazoa; Chordata; Mammalia; Carnivora; Felidae. The record is from RefSeq and is a predicted model, not a curated record. The transcript has 16 exons.